Fonticula alba is the source of this 734-nucleotide messenger RNA. RefSeq lists its product as hypothetical. The record is from RefSeq and is a predicted model, not a curated record. The coding region runs from base 101 to 634 and encodes 177 amino acids. NCBI's taxonomy places the organism in Eukaryota, Rotosphaerida, Fonticulaceae. The transcript is spliced from 3 exons.
CCCGCCCCCGCUCCGCCCCUUCCCCCCUCGUCCCUUGCGCCUCCUUCUCUCUCCCCCUGCCGCUUCGGAUUUCCCCCUCUUUCCUUCCGGACUGCCAGCCAUGUGGCCAUUUUCGAGCAAGCCGGCCGCCGAGGACACUCCUGUGCCCGGUGCACACACUGGGCAGUCGACUGCUAGCAGCCCGGUCGCCGAGCAGCCGGUUCCCGCUGGCGAUGCUGCCGCGCCGAUGGUGGCCGAGCAGUCGGUCGCCGCAUCCGCCAGUGAGAUGGCUCAGCACACCGAGACCCUGAUGCAGCAGCUCACCAAGAUGGCAGAGAGUGAAUCCUCGCAGUCUCUCUCGUGCAAGCACUAUUUCGAAAUGUUUUUCUAUUGCAACAAGUCAUAUCACAAGUGGAAGAUGUACUACGUCCAUGGUGGUUUGACAAACUGUGACAAGGAGUGGGAUCUCGUGAAGAGUUGUUUCAUGGUGAAGUACAACCACCGCGAGAAUCAGCUGGAUCGGUGGAAUGAAGUGCUGGCUGAGAAGCAGAAGGAUGUUGUGGUCGACACACAUCCUCUGACUAUGCGGGACUCCCCGCCGGCGGACUUCCCCCCUCUCAAUCCCCCGGCCUACUGCGAGCGUGCCCACUACUAGUUCCAUUGUGUGGAUCCCACAUUCUCGAGCUCCUCCUCCCUGUCUCUGUCUCUCUCCCUCUCACAACCUGCUCAAAAUUUAUAGACUCAAAAGCAUCACA